This is a messenger RNA of Misgurnus anguillicaudatus (oriental weatherfish), 3650 nucleotides long. Its product is annotated as RING finger protein 222. The record is from RefSeq and is a predicted model, not a curated record. Lineage: Eukaryota; Metazoa; Chordata; Actinopteri; Cypriniformes; Cobitidae.
AAAUUCAUUUUCUAAAGGGCUGCUAUUUAUUUUAUCAUGUCAGGUUCAUAUCUUGGCCCAGAAAAGGUUUAAAGAUCUGCUGCAUGCAUCAGCAUAAUGGCAAACUGAGACAAAUGUUCACUCUGACCCCUUGAAGGUCAGAGGUCAGGGGACAAAGGCAGGUCUAAAAUGAAUAAAAUAGACUUGAAGGAAGGAAAUGAGCUCAGCAGACUGACAUGCAUGGUCCUGGUUGUUUUUAGCAUUUCCGAAACCAUGUUGUUUAGUUUGACAGGAGGCGAGCCUUUAACCCGGACCAUUUCCCCCAGUCUACUAUUGUCAUGUGCUGAGGGAACCUUAAAUCUGUCGCCUCCUCCCUUCUUUCCUGACAUAGCAGACACAAACCUUAAAAACAUGCACACAACAACGGGAAAACAUUUGUGUAAUAAGAUUAAUUAAGCAUUAAAUGGAUCAACGAUACUUUUCUGAAGAACUUAUGAAUGGUUCUUGCCAUCAUGAUGCAGUUUCUGGGGAGGUGCUUACUAGUCGGUUUUAUAAAAAUUGUAACACCAAGUGUGACAAAAGAAUAAGUAAAGACCUAGCAACAAAAUGUGCCGAAAUUUUCAACAUACAUGGCCUUUUGGAGGCGCUGGUUUCAAAGAAAAAAAAAAAACAACAUGGCCUUGUUUCAACUUUGCUGUACUGCUAAUUUGACUUCAGGAAGGCGACACAAGAGUCUGAACUCUCUGUCAAGUUAAAGAGUUUUAAGACACUGUAAGUAUUUCCAUGACAGCUGUUUGCUCCUUCCUUGGCAGGAAAUUCCUUGGAUUUGAGAACUUCCUGUGCUCCACCAAAACCACAACCCGGGAGUCUGAACACAUGUUGAGUGUGAGAUCUCAGAGCGACGGUGCUGGGAACUACCAGAGAUCACCACCACCACGACACAGCAGCAUCAGCUCUCUUUAGAUGAGGGACAGUCUCAUUCCACUUAUGUUAUAUCCUGUCUGGCGACAUUUUUUCAUGACAAUGCUCAUGGCGUCACGGGUGUGAGUUUUAUCUUAUGGGAGUAUCUGUUACCUGCGCCAGUCUGCAGUCUGUUUCCACAGGCUUCUGUUUACCUCAACGCAGUCAGACAUCUUCAGACGAGCCAAAAGGAGCCGGCUGGGAUUAUUUAAAGUGGAGAUAUGGAUGAUGAGGCUCAGGAGUGCCCGGUCUGUUACGAGAAUCUGUCAGAAAGUGUCAGGACACUGAGCUGCGGCCACCAUUUCUGUCAUGACUGCUUAGUACGAACGCUGCUGAACGCCAACCUGAAUGGAUCUAUUAAACGGGACAAUAUCAUCUGUCCCGUCUGCAGACACCUUACAUUCAUCACGAGGUUCCACCGAUUUACAGCGUCAAUUACUGAAGCCAAAAACACUGGCAAGACUUUGGAGGUGCCGUCUGUGCCCACUGCUGUAUUAUCAAGGAAUGCUGGGAUAUCCCAUAGCGGAGGUCUCGACUGUUUCGGCACAUGUCUACGAAAGAUCUCGUGUAUACUUUGUAGACGAAGGCUCAUCUGUCCUAAAGACUCUUCUGAUGUGUUCAUCAUAAGUGAGUCUGGCCGACCCAUGGACGAGAGUGAUGUUAUUGAUAUUGGAACAACUUCAACCAUGCAACACAGCUACAGGAAUGGACGCAGAAUUUGUACAAUCUCCUGUUGUCUUCUCAUUUUAAUGAUCGCUUUUACCUUACUGGCUUUGGUGGCUGCCACACUUCCAUGGGUGUUAUUAGCUUAAACAGUGUGGCACUGUUUAGAUAUAAUCCAUUUAAUUGAUGUUUAUUUAUGUUGUACCUAAUGUAUUGCUGCAGGACAAGUGUAUUAUUUACUUUUACAGGACUGAUGUGUGUUUUUGUCUGGUCCGAGUAAAUGUUUUAAGGAGAACAAUACCACAUAUCUAAAAUGUGAUCUGAGCCCAACUCAUCAAGUGACUUUUAUAAGACGCUGACCAUUUAAACUUGGAGUAGCGAAGAUGAGCUGGUCACCUGAUCCUGGAAAAAACGUAGGGUUCAGUUACAUCUAUCAUGGACACACGCUUUAAGAAUGGUGAAUGAUUUUAACUGGUUGCUUGGAAUGACACACACCCUCUCGCUUGUCCAGAAACUCUUGUCACACAGGUUAGCAAGCGUCUUCAGCAAGUUUCAGCCUUAAAGGGACUGAAACCUCCUGUUCUGCUGAAUGUAUUAGUCAUAUUUGAUUGGGGUGUUUCUGUAUAGCUAAUGCUGUAUGUGAAUUUAAACCCUCACACUUUUCUUAAAGUCCCCAUGAAAUUAAAACUGACAAUACUAUUUUUUACGGAAUAUUGCAGCAAUCAUUACAAAUCAUUUAUUUGUGUUGUUAAUAUUUUCAUUACGUGCCCUUAUAAACUUUAAUCCAAAACUGAAAAUGUGCUCAUCAAACAUGUGCUUGUCAUGUCAAAGUAUGUGUUUGGUGCAUCAUGUAAACUUAAAUGCAUCAUGUGCAGGCGCUUUGAAGGGGUAUAUGAUAAAAGAGACGCUCAUGUGUAAUCAGAGUUUAGUAUUAAGUUGGUCUUGUAAAUGUGAGUGUCUCUUUAAUCAAAAACCUUUUCGAUGCGUGUGCAGCAGGCACAUAUUUGGAUAUGACGCAUUAUACACAUGGUUCACAUGACACUCCGAAAACAGAUUUUUAAUUUGCGCACCUCGGAAGAGAAGUCACUGGCCGCCACUGUUCCUCCCUCUUGUGAACUAGACUUAACUCCGCCCCCCUUCAAUUGUCAGUCUGCUGCGGGUUCCAAUUUUGAAUGAAACGCCUACUUUUUUACACUCUAAAAAAUAUUUAACCCAGGUCUGGGUAACUAUAGGACAGAACACAUUUCUGGGUUAAAGUGACCCAAAUAAUGGGUUGUUUUAACCCAACUGCUGGGUUAUUGUUAAUCAACCAUGUUGAAACAACCAAGCAGUUGGGUUAAAACAACCCAUUUUUUGGGUCACUUUAACCCAGAAAUGUGUUCUGUCCUAUAGUUACCCAGCCCGGGGUUAAAAACAAACCAAUACUUUUUAGAGUGUAUAUCCAAUCAAUUUACAGAGGAAAUCACAAGCCACGCCCACUAUUUUCCUUGUGUGAUAUUCUGUUUGACUUAGAAAUGCGUCACAAUAUGGAAGUCGAUCACGACUUCUUGUUCACUGGGACUUUAAAUGCCAAAAGGUAAAAUGUUGAAUACGUUUAUUUGGUAGUUUGGAAAGUCACAUGUAUUGUGUAGUCAGAAAUGGCAAUUUUAACUAAUGAGGAAUUUUAUACUGAUAUAAUAAUGAUCAAGUGUAACUGCCUUACUUUACCAAUAGUCUGAAUAAUUAUGUAAUAUUUAUUUUCCAUUUAUUGAAAACGGGUCACAAAUGUUACAGUAUGUCCAUAUUAAAUUGGAUAGCAAAUGGUUUGAAAACAUUCGAGAACUUCUUAAGAGAUUUUCAAGAAUUGCAUUUAGCAUUCUCACUUAUCCUAAGAAAAUUAUUGUUUUGUAAAUAUUUUUGUGAAUCUGGCCCCUGCUUUGUACAUGUUUGUAUAAGAGAUUCUUUCUAUUUUAUAAUGUUUUGUUUGAAAGAAAAUGGUUUUACUCAGAGGUUGUGCUUUCAUACCUCAGAAGACUUCAUUUUCGAUUGUUUUAUUUUAAAGUAUUAAA